AUGGAGUCCGAGAAGGGUGAACUACCGCCUUACAGCGCCGUUGAGCGUCCACAGUGGCGCCAACGCCGCCACUUCCGCCGCUCGCGGGGCAUGCGAUUCCUAGCGCUGGCCUGUCUGGGCUUCAUUGUCUACGCACAGUGGAGACAGAUAUCGUCACCGAAGGUUGGAUCGAAGAACGCCGCAGCGCUCUCUGUCGAGAAGCUGGAGGCUGAUCUCGCGACAUGCUCCAGGCUUCGUGCGAAGCCCCAGGACCCAAUUGGCCUCGGCCGUGAGCGCAAUGCCAGGUACAUUGAUGGGCACAAGCCAACACUCAUCAAGAAUGCGACGGUAUGGGUUGGAGAGCCUGUGCAGGGCACAAGCGCUGAUGAUGCCCAUGCCGGAAAAGGGUACUCAUGGAUUAACGCUGAUGUCUAUCUCGAGUAUGGACUGAUCCAAACGGUCGGCAAAGAUAUCGAUUCUGCGUUCCUGUCACCCGAUGUCCUAGUUUGGGACGCCAAAGGCCGCCAGCUCACCAGUGGCAUCAUCGACAUGCAUAGCCACUCGGGCGUGGACAGUCUGCCGCAGCUUGUCGGCAAUGAAGACACCAAUGAGAUGUCUUCCGAUAUCACGCCCUACGUCAGGUCCAUUGACGGCAUCAACCCACUUGACCAUCAGAUCCAGGUGAUCAAGUCAGGUGGUGUAACAACUAGUCUGGUAUUGCCAGGGUCUGGAAACAAUAUCGGCGGUGAAGCUUUCGUCAUCAAGCACGCUGUGGGAAAGUCGGACGGGCGAAAUGAGACUUCCGCCACGGAUAUGCUUGCUGACCCGGACCGGAACUGGAGAUAUAUGAAGAUGGCCUGCGGAGAGAACGCCAAGCGAGUGUAUGGCAAAGUUGGCGAGCACGGACCUGUCAGCAGACUGGGCGAGUCAUGGGAGUUCCGUCAUGCGUUUGAGACGGCAGCGAACCUCAUUCAAGCCCAAGAUGACUGGUGUGACCAAGCGGCAGCCAUUGGUGUUGACAACAUGGCCAGCUACCUCCCGCAGGAGCUCAAGUGGGAGUCACUCAGUGCCGCACUUCGAGGGCAAGUUCACAUCAACACGCAUUGUUACACCAUUCCUGAUCUUGAGGCCUUCGUCGAUCACACGAACGAGUUCAAGUUCCCGAUCCGAGCUUUCCAUCACGCACAUCAGACUUACCUGGUGCCCGAGAUCCUCAAGCGCGCUUGGGGAGACUCUCCGCCCGCUUCAGCACUGUUUGCCGACAAUAUGUGGUAUAAGGCCGAGUCUUAUGUUGGUUCCGAAUACGCUGGCAAAAUCUUGUGGGAGAACGGCCUGACACCAAUCUACGUCAGCGACAAUCCAGUCCUGAAUGCCCAACAUGUUGUCUUCGAAGCUGCCAAGGCUUUCGGUUAUGGACUGCCUUACCACGCUGCUCUCGCCAGUGUAACAACCGCCCCAGCAGAACGUCUUGGCCUUGGUCAGAGGCUAGGAAAGGUCAAGCCUGGUUUUGAUGCUGAUGUUGUUGUCUGGGACAGCGAUCCGCUGAGUAUUGGUGCCACCCCUGUUCAAGUUUGGAUCGAUGGCACUGCUCAGUUUGACGACCCUGUAGAGUUGGUUAAGCCUUUUACGGGACCACUCGACGCCAGCGGUGAUCCUGUGAACGCCAAAGAGAAUUUCGUCGAGGUUUCUGAUGUUAUCUUCACGGGUGUGGCAAAGUCCUUUGCAUCGGAGGGGCUAAGUGCUCAGAGCAACGACAACCUCACUGUGGCUAUCACAAAUGGCAAAAUCAGCUGUGUCGGAACUUGCUCCUAUGAAAUCCAAGUUGCAUCCAACUCUGGUGGCCGCAUCAUUCAUUUAAAGAAUGGUCACUUGGCCAAGUCGUUUGUUGCAUUCGGAUCAUUAAUUGGGCUGAAUGCCAUUGACGCCGAGAAAGAUACCGACAAUGGUGCCUCGACUGAGAACUUCAGUCGGGGAGUUGAUGGCCUCCGCCUCGACACGAAAAAGCUACACUACGCCCAUAGAUAUGGUGUGACAAGAGCUAUCUCGGCGCCAAAGUUCACCGGCGGCGCCACACACUUUGGAACUAGUGUUGGCUUCAAGACUGGUGCGCUCCAUACUCUACAGGAGGGAGCGGUUUUUGCGGAUGAUGUGGCAGUCCACUACACUCUUGAUGACACUUCCAAACGGGCUGGCGGCUCAGUUUCCGCUGCCUUGGGUAGCCUACGACACAAACUGCUGAAGGCAGUUGAAGCAAAUGAUACUGCAUCCGACCCAUUCUCCGAAGAAGCUUUUCUCAGGAGAGUUGUGACGGGCCACCUUCCCCUCUCCCUCACUGUCCACAGUGCAGAUGGAAUCGCGGGUGCCCUCAAGCUGAAGAAGCUUGUAGAAGAGGCGGGCAAGUCUGAGAUCACUCUUGUCAUCAUUGGUGGGGCGGAAUCCUACCUGCUCGCAGAUGAAUUGGCUGCCGCUAAGGUCGGCGUCGUUCUUGCCCCUCUCCUGUCAUACCGCAACAGCUGGGAUGAGCGGCGAGCCCUAACCGGCGCACCUCUCACGAACGGCACGGCGGUUGAUAAGCUCAUAGAUGCUGGGGUCGUUACAGCUAUUGGCCUCGAAGAGGAUUGGCUUGUCCGGGACAUGGCUAUCCUGGCAGGUAUCGCGUAUACGAACGGAGGUGGCAGGCUAACGGAGAAAGAGGCACUAGAUCUCGUCGGUGGAAAUGUCUACAAGAUUCUGGGCAUCAAGGCACCCGAGCCGGCCGAGGACUUUGUCGUUUUCGAAGGAAACCCGUUGGAAAUCGGCGCGCACAUUAGAGCUGUAGGGUCCAGCUCGAAGUCCGUGACCAUACUUGAGUAG
Messenger RNA from Neoarthrinium moseri, 2832 nucleotides. RefSeq lists its product as uncharacterized. Gene Ontology annotation, biological process: N-acetylglucosamine catabolic process. The transcript has a single exon. The record is from RefSeq and is a predicted model, not a curated record. Bases 1 to 2832 code for a protein of 943 amino acids. Gene Ontology annotation, molecular function: N-acetylglucosamine-6-phosphate deacetylase activity. NCBI's taxonomy places the organism in Eukaryota, Fungi, Ascomycota, Sordariomycetes, Amphisphaeriales, Apiosporaceae.